GAUGCCCCAAGUGAACGUCGGAGAGCAAUGGCGGCGUGCCGGGGAUCUUCGUCGAAAUGGUUUUUCACCCGGGAGCAGCUCGAAAGCACGCCGUCUCGCCGAUGCGGAGUAGAACCAGACCGGGAACUUUCCUAUCGACAACAAGCUGCGAAUCUGGUGCAAGAUAUGGGUCAACGACUCAACGUCUCGCAAUUAACAAUAAACACCGCCAUUGUUUACAUGCAUAGAUUUUAUAUGCAACAUUCUUUCACCAAAUUCCACAGGAAUAUAAUAUCUCCAACAACGCUGUUCUUGGCUGCGAAAGUGGAGGAGCAACCUCGGAAACUGGAACAUGUGAUCAAAGUAGCACAUGCUUGCCUGAAUCCUCAAGAGCCGCCACUAGACACAAAAAGCAAUGCAUACCUCCAGCAAGCUCAAGAGCUGGUGAUACUUGAAUCCAUAGUGCUGCAGACCCUGGGCUUUGAAAUUACUAUUGAUCACCCACACACUGAUGUGGUGAAAUGUUCCCAGCUAGUGCGAGCAAGCAAGGAUCUGGCACAGACUUCCUAUUUCAUGGCUACCAACAGUCUACACCUCACUACCUUCUGCCUCCAGUACAAGCCCACUGUGAUUGCCUGCGUUUGCAUUCACUUGGCCUGCAAGUGGUCCAACUGGGAGAUCCCAGUUUCCACUGAUGGAAAACACUGGUGGCAGUACGUGGACAAAUCUGUCACACUCGAGCUGCUGGAUGAUUUGACCCAUGAAUUUCUGCAGAUUCUGGAGAAGACGCCAAGCCGGUUAAAAAGGAUACGCAACUGGAGGGCAACACAAGCUGCCAAGAAGCCCAAGACUGAAAGCUCCCAGUUGUCGGACAACUCCUUUGCUGGGCCUUCCAUGCUCCAUGAUCAAGGUGAUGCCUGCUCCACCACCAACCCAAGUUUUUCUAAAGCUGGCUCCAUCUUCACAGUGUCCAUGCCUGGCCAAUCCGGAGAUGGACCUUUGUCUUUGGACACUAUGGCUGGUACAUACAAUCCAGCUAGCCACAGUGAUUGGCCCCAGAGCAACCAGACCCAGGCAGGGUACCCCUCCACCUGUAUAAAACAAGAACCCCUCAGUAUCUCUAUCCAAGAGUCCACCUCUUCUUUGCUUCAGCAUCCGCCACUAUACAGGACUGAGAAAACAGACUUCAACCCUGUCAAACAGGAACAAAAAGGUGUUGGUGGGAGCAGUGUGGGCAAGCUACAGCCACCACCUCAGCCUGCAUACCCUCCACUAGCUCCUCCACCCCAACGUUCACCAGCUCAGAAGCUAUCGCUAGACAAAUAUAGAGAGAAACAUGCCGCAGAGCUGGUUGUUUCUGGGCAGAAGCGCAGUCAGGAACAGCAUGGGGGAGCUAUGGACUGUGAUGUGAGGGGGGAUAUUUUGUCUUCCUCCUCUUCUAACUAUGCACCAUCUACUACAAGCCAAGUAGACCAUAGAAAACACUCACAGCCCCACCAAACCUCCCUUGGCGGUGGUGGUCUUUCCACUGCCUCCCCAGUCAAAAUGAAAGUCCCUUCUUCCUCCACAUCAGGGCAAGACAGACGUCAUCACAGUGAAAAACGGGACAAGGGCUCACUAAAACUCCGUCUGGCUGUUCCUGGCGGUAGCUCCCAGCUGGAUAAAAGCGGACAAGCGAGCAAAGAUGAGCUUAAGAUGAAGAUAAAAGUUUCGUCAUCGGAGCGGCACAGCUCUUCAGAUGAAGGAAUGGGGGCAAACAACAAGAGUAAACAUUCCAGCCCUCUGGUGAGCAAGGAGAAACAACAUAAAGGAGCUGAUUACAACCUCCAUCGCCACCAUAAGCACAGUCAUCCACACACACACAGCGGAAAUGGACGGGGAGGCCCAGAGGGUCCAGGUGGCGGGGGAAGCCUGCUUCGUGGUCCUCCAGGGUUGAUGGGCAUGGAAGGGACGGCGCUUGCUCCUGGAUCCACCUCUUUACCUUCAUCCUCAUCACGAAGGAGGGCACACCCAGAUGCCAGCCACAACCAUCACCCUUCCUCCUCAUUCGUCACUUCCUGCUCCAAAGUGAGCAAAAUCUCCAAGGGUGGCACUGGUGCUGCAGGUGGGCUGCGGACCUCUCAGCAGUACCCGCCUCCUAGUGAAUCGCCACAUGAAGUGGGAGAGCAGAGACACUGAUUCCACCACUCUUCAGCCAUGGCCAGCUCAUGGAAAUGGCAACAAACUACCCAGAGUUCUCUCUGAAGACUAUGCUCACCUCCCUGUUAAGUGCCCUAAAAAACUCAAUGUGAUUAUAAACCCUUUACUGAAAGGCAGAAAAAUGUAUCUGCAAAAAAAAGUGUUGUUGGACUUCUCAAUUUUUGAGAGACAAGAAAGAUGAAAGAUUAUGCUUCCUGACUGUCAGAUCUCUGGGUCGUGAUGCUCAAAUCUGUCUUUUUGUUUAGUGUGUUGAAUUGCUGCUCGGUUCUCCUUCCUCCUCAAGUGAGUCUAGGAAUGUGCAAGGAUGGGCUUGAGCGUUUUCACGCUCAACCCAAGUCCCUACCUACAUUUCAAAUCUGCAUAUGGGAAAAAAAGUAUUAGUAUGUAGUACAAAGGCAUAAAAGAUGCACUUGUUUCAUUCUAUUUUUUUUAAACAAAUAAUUUAAUUGAAUCAUUAUUAUGGUUGUAUGGAGGAUGCCGGUGGCCAGAUGGAGAUGAGUUCAAGUUAUUUUUGCUGGCAUUCCAUUUAGUACUGUUGAUGGAUGCAUAUUUUUUUUUAGGUGUAAAGUUUCAUCUCCUCAAUUACUUUCUUGUGUUGAUUUCUUUUUAUACUAAAGUGAUGUGCGUAUGAUUUGCAUGUUUCAAUCAUCAAAGGGAUUUGAAAGGAGAUUGCGUACUUGCUGUUUACAGAAAGUUAAGAUAAAUGUGCAUACGUUUUUGUAUGUUUAAAAAAAAAAAAAAAGAUUCUAUACCAUGACUACUCAGGUUUUGAGCUGCUUGUAAGUAUAACAAGAUAACUAUAAUACCUAUAAAAACCUUUAUUUUGUUGAUCAAAGGACUGGGCAUCAUCAGUUGAAUGAUUGCAGCAUUCCAGUGAUUGUGCUUCUCGCAGCCUUCCUGUAGAGGGUGCUGUAAUGUGCUUUUCCACCACAGGAAAGAUCUGUUGAUGCCCUCAAUAACACUGGCACAUCCAACACCAAUUUUACCACAUCACAGCAAUGCAGCUUGUACCAAAAAAUAUUUUUUUGGACCUCUAAGUAGACCUUAAGCUGGAUGCCAAAGGUUGUGCCUCAAUUUAAAAAUCAAAGAUAUUAGUAGUGUGCUAUUAAAGUUUACAUAACCCCUUUGACUUUGAAGUGCAUCCGACCUAAUUUCAUAACAUGAAUCUGUAGCCUUUAGAUGUCAGCCUAUAAAGAGGACACUUGUUUUAUUAAAUCAGCCAUUUACAGGAAACAUGUCAGAAAAAAAGAACUGUGCAGUGACUUAUUGGUUGUAUGCAAUAUGACCUGAUGCUAUUUGGAAACCUCAAGUCUCUGCAAUUUGUGUUGCUAAUAGGUUUUCUUACAGAUGUCCUGAUCCAAUGGUAUAAUUUAUACUUAGAAAUAUACUGUUACAGAACUGUCCAGAAACGUCUCUACAUCGAUAUCCUGCAUUAAACUCUAUAUCCCCCCUGAAAUUAACUUAUUUAUUUCAGAGUGUGACGAAAGCUGAGCCUGGAUCUGGAUUGAUUGUUUCCUCCUCAAAAGAUUAUCAGAACACAUGCAGAUGUGAAAAACCCUUUUUUUUUUUUUUUAAUAUCUUUCCAGUUCAACAUUAUAAAUAAACUAUGAAGUUGCCUCCUCCCUG
Molecule: messenger RNA, 3804 nt
Organism: Labrus mixtus (cuckoo wrasse)
Lineage: Eukaryota; Metazoa; Chordata; Actinopteri; Labriformes; Labridae
Gene: ccnt2a
Product: cyclin T2a
Exons: 10
Coding region: 28-2157 (709 amino acids)
Biological process (GO): regulation of transcription by RNA polymerase II; positive regulation of DNA-templated transcription, elongation
Cellular component (GO): nucleus; cyclin/CDK positive transcription elongation factor complex
Molecular function (GO): cyclin-dependent protein serine/threonine kinase activator activity
Source: RefSeq, a predicted model, not a curated record